AUGAUGACAUUGUUCCGCCCUAAAACUUCUCAUCCUUCCUCUUCAGCAUCAGCUUUUCUUAAGUUUCUUCUUCAACAGCAAAUGGGUAUUUCUGCUUUCAAGAGCUGCAGCAGCAAGUUUUCCAAAGAAGGCCCCAGAAACCACAUUUCAAUCCUACGGUCGAAUCAUGGUAUUGAGGAUGAGACCAUGAUUGCUGCAGAAGAUGGAGGAAUGCAACGACAUUUACAAGUUACAAGUCAGCUGGAUCUAACUGCAGAGCAUAUUGUCGCUAGAGGUGGUUCAACUAACACAGACUUAGAAAAUCCUGCAUCUAAAGAGGUUAAAUUGCCUACAGUACAUGUGGGGCCUGUUGGUAUGUUGGUCUGUCAACCUGAGACCGUGGAGCAAGGGAGUAGUGACAUGAGAGAUCUGCAAGUAGAAAUGAUUGCCCAAUAUCCUCAAAUGAUUGCCCAAUAUCCUCAAAUGCAUGCCUCAGUCGAUGGUGAACUAGCAGAGCAUCAACUGGUGCCAUUUGUGAAGAAAUCACCUGUUUGGGACAUGUUUGAAUCACUGGAAAUGGUGCUGUUUGCCACAGUGGUUGAGAAGACUUCUGAGUUGCAACUGGGUGACCCUCGUACUGUUUUCAAUAACUAUUUGGAAACUCUUGCUGACCUGAAAAGCUAUGGAUUUGAUGUCGAGGCAGUAGUUUAUCGUAUUAAUGGUCUAUUGUCAAUCAAAGAAAGCCAAGAACAGCUUCAGAGUAGAUCAAAAGAAGUUGAGAUUCAGAUUGCAGAGUGUACUCAUGACAGAACCAAAUUGGAAGAGGAUAUCGAGGACAGUCAACAAGAAGAUACGCAAACUAGAAGAGGAGCGAGGAUUGGCCUUGUCAAUGAAGGAGAGCAGAGAGUCAGAGAUUACUAA
This is a messenger RNA of Dovyalis caffra, 900 nucleotides long. NCBI's taxonomy places the organism in Eukaryota, Viridiplantae, Streptophyta, Magnoliopsida, Malpighiales, Salicaceae. The record is from the annotation of a GenBank genome assembly.